This is a messenger RNA of Solanum tuberosum (potato), 453 nucleotides long. Its product is annotated as F-box protein PP2-B10-like. Lineage: Eukaryota; Viridiplantae; Streptophyta; Magnoliopsida; Solanales; Solanaceae. Bases 1 to 453 code for a protein of 150 amino acids. The transcript is spliced from 2 exons. The record is from RefSeq and is a predicted model, not a curated record.
AUGUGGGGUGGUACACCUGCGUAUUGGGAAUGGUUGUCUCACUCGGAUGCCAGAUUCUCUGAAGUGGCUAAACUUAAGAGAAUCAGUUGGCUUGAUAUCCGAGGAAAAAUUGGAACUCGAAUGUUGUCAAAAAGAACCAGUUAUUGCGCUUAUCUAGUGUUCAAGCUAGAAGAUGGAUUUUAUGGCCUUAUAAAUGUUAAGGCAGUUGUCAGAUUUGCUGAUACAGAGAGUGACCAUGAAGUAAAGAAACGAGCUAAAGUUGUUCAUUUUUCUGAACAAGGCUCUAGAGCAAGGCCACCCUUGAUUAGAAGUGAUGGAUGGAUGGAAUUGAAAAUGGGAAACUUUUUCAAUGAUACUGGAGAAGAUGGAGAUGUUGAAGCGCGAUUGAUGCAAAUAAGGCAAAAUUGGAAACACGGCCUCAUUGUACAAGGAAUUGAGUUUCGUCCAGAAUGA